Molecule: messenger RNA, 1733 nt
Organism: Hevea brasiliensis (rubber tree)
Lineage: Eukaryota; Viridiplantae; Streptophyta; Magnoliopsida; Malpighiales; Euphorbiaceae
Product: D-ribulose kinase
Exons: 9
Coding region: 77-1549 (490 amino acids)
Biological process (GO): xylulose metabolic process
Cellular component (GO): cytosol
Molecular function (GO): D-xylulokinase activity
Source: RefSeq, a predicted model, not a curated record
AUUUUUAAUUUUCAACAUAUUUCCUUGGCUUCAAUGCAAUUUCUUUCCUAACUUUUUAUCUAGUUCUGAAUAGUUCAUGGCUGUCUCACUUCACCACCUCACAUUUUUCUUCCCCGUUCUCUGUCCACUGUCUCCAAAAUCCAGGUAUUGGAGUCUGAGAAGUUCUGUUUCAAGAACUGAGCUACAUGGCGCCACAAGAAAACCAAACCCACGAGCGAUAAUGGCUUUUGCGAGCAAUAAAGAUAACCAAGAAGCUGUUCUUCAACCUGGAGAGCGACUUUAUCUAGGAAUGGACUUUGGAACCUCCGGUGCUAGAUAUGCUCUUAUUGACAAACAUGGGACUAUUCAUUCUGAAGGAAAGAGAGAAUACCCGCUUUAUAUGAAUGGGGAAACAAUGGAUUGGAUCCAAUCUUGGAAGACAACAAUUUUCUCACUUCUAAAGGAUGUUCCAGUUCAUUUCCGCCCGCUUGUUGCUUCUAUUUCUAUUGAUGGUACUUCUGCGACUACUAUCAUUGUGGACGGCACUACAGGAGAACCAUUAUGGAGACCUUUCCUCUACAAUGAGAGUUGUCCCGAUGCAUUGCCAAUGGUAAAAUCAAUUGCUCCUGUAAACCAUACAGUCUGCUCUGGAUCGUCUACCCUGUGCAAGCUUGUCUCGUGGUGGAAUGCUGAGGAUUCAAAUAAAAAGUCAGCAUUAUUAUUGCACCAAGCAGAUUGGCUUUUGUGGCUUCUUCACGGAAAACUUGGAGUGUCUGAUUACAAUAAUGCUCUAAAGGUUGGCUAUGAUCCAGAAGUGGAUUCUUAUCCACCAUGGCUGCUUGCUCAGCCAUAUUCACAGGUUUUACCUUCUGUUACAGCUCCGGGAACUUCAAUUGGUUUUUUAAAAGAGGAUAUUAGAACCCAGUUUGGAUUUCGAGAAGAUUGUGUUGUAUGCACAGGAACAACUGAUAGCAUAGCUGCUUUUCUUGCAGCACGUGCAACACACCCUGGGAAAGCUGUCACUUCUUUGGGUUCCACACUUGCUAUUAAACUACUGAGCACAAAGAGGAUUGAGGAUGCACGAUUUGGGGUUUAUAGUCAUCGCCUUGAUGAUAAGUGGCUUGUUGGAGGUGCUUCAAAUACUGGCGGAGCUGUUCUUAGAGAACUUUUUACGGACGAACAAUUGGAUAAAUUGAGUAAACAGAUAAAUCCCACGGAAGCUUCUCCUCUAGAAUACUAUCCUCUAAAAGCAGUUGGUGAGAGAUUUCCUGUGGCAGAUCCAAAUCUGGCACCCAGGUUACAUCCACGCCCAGAAAGUGAUGUUGAAUAUUUGCAUGGUAUUUUAGAAUCCAUUGCACGUAUAGAGGCAAAGGCUUAUAGCUUGUUGAAAGAUAUGGGAGCAACCCAGGCUGAAGAAGUGUUUACAGCAGGAGGUGGUGCAAAAAAUGAGAAAUGGAUAAAGAUACGAGAGAGAGUACUCGGCUUGCCUGUAAGUCGGGCAAUGCAAACAGAAGCUGCCUUUGGAGCUGCACUAUUGGCAUUGAAGGGUGCCCAACAGAGUAUCAAUUAGAAGCAUAGUUAGAAAGGAAAUGUUUUAGACAUGAUUAAGUAAUAGCAGGAUCAUAGACUUGCACUUCAGAUUGAUGGCGAAUAAGCCAACUUGUUGAGACAAAGGUCGUACGGAUCUUGUUAAUUUGACAAGUAUAAAUGCCAUUUUUCGUGUGAAUCUAAUAAAAUACAUAUUAAAUUCCUAA